AUGUAUUCGUUGUCGUUGAUUAAGCAAUCGAAUCAAGUGAAUAAGAAUUCAUCUCCGUCAGUAGCAGCAUCAACUGAUAGAAUAUUCGAUAAAAAUAUCACUGUUCGUUUUGAAUUGAAUGAAUUCGAUACGGUGGCUCAAGUUUACCCUGAACUCACAACAAUCGGCGAGGUGCUCGAGGAUGUGGCGUCAAAAUUUCAAUUGUUACCGAAAUAUCUAUCGAUAAAGCAGAAGUUCGGAAUGAAAAUCCCAAAAACGGCUCGCCUCUACCAAUUGUGCUCAAAUGACUUUGGCAUUUUGGAUUUUAAACUUGGCCUGAGCGAUUUGGCUAAUCACAUCAAUGAAAGCAUUCGGAUCGAACAUGAAAAAAUUCGUCUCGACACGAAUUCAUACUAUCGAUUAUUAUCACAUUGUACGUGUAUGUGUGUUGUUUGUAGGCAAAAUUUGUUGCCCGAUUUCGUCUCGGUUGCGAUUCCCGAUAAAGAUGAUCCAUUGAAUUCCAAACGCAUUAUCGUCGAAAUUAUCAACAUUCCGAUAAUAAAGCCAUUUCUUGGAGGAUAUGUGAAUAAACUAACAGGUGCCGUUUAUCAUAAUGCUUAUACACAAACCGGGCCGUUGAAACAGCAGGCCAUCAAAUACAGCGACCUAGUAACACGAGACACCCAAACAACCGGCGAAUUAUUAUGCACUUAUGGCGCAUCAUCGAGUGGUGAAUUGCAUAAAGAUCAACAAGUGGAGCAAAAAACAGACAAAUCAGCCGAAAUGGAAUGCCGAAUGGCUAUCGUAAUUCAACGUGCAGUUCGACUCUUUUUAUGGAAGCGAUUUAUACACAAUCUUUCGGUGGAACGACGAAGCAGAAAAAGUGACACCAAUAAUGAAACGUCAACAUUAAAAGAUCAAUGCUCUGAUGAGAUUUCUUCGGCCGACAACAAGGUCAUUCCGGUAAUCGGAUCGCCGCAGACACGACACGAUUUCCAGUUAUUAGAAUCAAAAAUUCACAAAUGGAAAGAAAGUCAAAUUGAAUACAUUAAAGAACGGUUCAACGAUAAAGCGAAGCAACAGGUAGAAUUUACGAAGGUGUUGGAACAUGAAAUCAAAUUACUGAACGAGAUUGAAAAGAAACGGAACAAAAUGCGCAAAGAAGCGUACGAUAAACACAUGGACCAGUUGUUAGAUAAGAUGGGUGCUCCAGUCAAGUGGAUCGGUUAUAAAAAUAUCAAAUGUGAAAUGGACUUGCUUCAAUGCCAAAAGAUCCGUAAACUGACCACUUUAUAUCGUCAACUGAAAACAUCCGGAACGAAUCGCAUCGAUCGAAUAGAAUUUGUAAAUGAAUUGUACAGGAUUCUGGUAGAAGAACCACACUCAACACUUUUGGAUGAAGUAAACAAAAGAAGAAAAAAACCACACAACUCAUUUGGAAUGAAUAAAUUUAGAAUAACAUUUGAAAUGUUGAUCGAUAAUAAUUGUGUUUUGCAGCUGCUGGAUUUAUUGAAACGAGAACAAAAAAUGUUGCUGGCGUUGGUUGACAAGAAAACUAUAGACUCAUUGCGACGCCGACAAAAUUUACUCUUUCGCAAUUUCAUCGUGUCACAGAAAGUGUAUGAACCAAGUGUUACAUCGACACCUUCACCUUAAACCCGGAUUUUUGCAUUCAGAUUGGAAUAUUUGGGACACAUUCAACAGUCCAACGACACACGACUCUCGAAUCUCUCGAAAUAGUCUACAAAUUUUGAACUCUUCUUUCUCCCAUGGCCUAGUUUUGCGAAUAGCACCAGACACAUUGAAUUUUCCAGGGGUCAUUUCUUU
Sitodiplosis mosellana (orange wheat blossom midge) is the source of this 1806-nucleotide messenger RNA. RefSeq names its product IQ and ubiquitin-like domain-containing protein. NCBI's taxonomy places the organism in Eukaryota, Metazoa, Arthropoda, Insecta, Diptera, Cecidomyiidae. Gene Ontology annotation, cellular component: acrosomal vesicle; motile cilium. The record is from RefSeq and is a predicted model, not a curated record. Gene Ontology annotation, biological process: cilium assembly. The transcript is spliced from 7 exons. The coding region runs from base 1 to 1635 and encodes 544 amino acids.